Castor canadensis (American beaver) is the source of this 4371-nucleotide messenger RNA. RefSeq names its product junctophilin 1 (gene Jph1). Lineage: Eukaryota; Metazoa; Chordata; Mammalia; Rodentia; Castoridae. Gene Ontology annotation, cellular component: junctional membrane complex; endoplasmic reticulum membrane; plasma membrane. The record is from RefSeq and is a predicted model, not a curated record.
GGGCGGGAGCAGCUGAAGGUCCGCUCGGCUGCCUGGGCUGUCCUCUCGCGCGCGGCGCUGGCCGGGGCGGCGGCGGCGAAGGAGGAGGAGGAGGAGGAGAAAGGCGGCGGUGGCGGCGGCGAAAGAGGAGGGGAGGACGGGGGCGGCGUCGGACUGGAGCCGAGCGGCGGCGCGAGCUGCUCGGGGCGCAGUCGUGAGCUCGCCCGCCGGGCCCCCACCCCCGAGCUACACCCUGCCGUGCCCUGCGUCCGUGCCCCCGCGGGGAGCGCGCCGGGGCUGCCCCCCGAAUGACGGGCGGAAGGUUCGACUUCGACGAUGGCGGCACCUACUGCGGCGGCUGGGAGGAGGGCAAGGCGCACGGGCAUGGCAUCUGCACGGGGCCCAAGGGCCAGGGCGAGUACUCGGGCUCCUGGUCGCACGGCUUCGAGGUGGUCGGAGGCUACACCUGGCCCAGCGGCAACACCUACCAGGGCUACUGGGCGCAGGGCAAGCGGCACGGGCUGGGGGUGGAGACGAAGGGCAAGUGGAUGUACCGGGGGGAGUGGUCACAUGGUUUCAAGGGGCGCUACGGGGUCCGGCAGAGCCUGUGCACCCCCGCUCGCUACGAGGGUACCUGGAGUAACGGGCUGCAGGACGGGUACGGCGUGGAGACCUACGGGGACGGAGGUACCUACCAGGGCCAGUGGGCCGGAGGCAUGCGACACGGCUAUGGCGUGCGCCAAAGUGUGCCCUACGGCAUGGCCACGGUGAUCCGCUCUCCGCUGCGCACGUCGCUGGCCUCGCUGCGCAGCGAGCAGAGCAAUGGCAGCGUCCUGCACGACGCCGCGGCAGCGGCCGACAGCCCCGCGGGCACCCGGGGUGGCUUCGUGCUCAACUUCCAUGCCGAUGCUGAGCUGGGCAAGAAGAAGGGCGGCCUGUUCCGCAGGGGCUCCCUCCUGGGCAGCAUGAAACUCCGCAAGUCUGAGUCCAAGUCUUCCAUCUCCAGCAAGCGCAGCUCGGUGCGCAGUGAUGCAGCCAUGAGCAGAAUUAGUUCCAGCGAUGCCAACUCCACCAUCAGCUUCGGCGACGUCGACUGUGAUUUUUGCCCGGUGGAAGACCACGUGGACGCCACCACCACAGAAACCUACAUGGGCGAGUGGAAGAAUGACAAGCGCAAUGGUUUCGGCAUCAGUGAGCGCUCCAAUGGCAUGAAGUACGAAGGCGAGUGGGCAAACAACAAGAGGCAUGGAUAUGGCUGCACUGUGUUUCCUGAUGGCUCCAAAGAAGAGGGAAAAUACAAAAAUAAUAUUCUGGUCCGUGGAAUAAGGAAGCAGCUUAUACCCAUAAGAAAUACAAAAACUAGGGAGAAGGUGGACAGAGCAAUUGAAGGCGCGCAAAGGGCAGCCGCCAUGGCAAGAACCAAAGUGGAAAUAGCAAACUCCAGGACUGCACACGCCAGAGCAAAAGCUGACGCCGCCGACCAGGCCGCGCUGGCCGCCCGCCAGGAAUGUGACAUCGCAAGAGCUGUGGCCAAGGAGCUAUCACCUGAUUUCUACCAACCAGGCCCCGAUUACAUCAAACAGAGAUUUCAGGAAGGCAUGGAUGCUAAAGAAAAUCCUGAAGAAAAGGUACCAGAAAAGCCACCGACACCAAAGGAAUCACCUCAUUUCUAUCGCAAAGGCACGACACCCCCCAGAUCUCCCGAGGCAAGCCCCAAAGAGAGCCACUCUCCCCAGCCUCCCUCGCCAAAGCCCCCGAAGAAGCAAAACCCCAGCUCAGGGGUAAGACUCAGUCAAGAUAAAAGGAGUGUGGCUGAUGAGCAGGUGACAGCCAUUGUCAAUAAGCCCCUGAUGUCAAAGGCUCCCUCAAAGGAGGCAGGAGCAAUCAUGUCCAAGUACUCUGGCCGCCACCAUGUCCCCAACCCCAGUAACGGAGAGCUGCAUUCUCAGUAUCACGGCUACUAUGUGAAGCUGAAUGCCCCCCAACACCGUCCAGAAGCCGUGGAGGAGGAGGAUGGAUCGAGCCAGUCUCCCUCAGCUCUGGCACACAGGCCAUCACCCAACAAGUGGAGUCCUCCUAAAUCUGUGACAAAACCAGUUGCCAAAGAAAGCAAAGCUGAGCCAAAAGCAAAGAAGUCUGAACUUGCUAUACCAAAGAAUCCAGCAAGCAAUGAUUCGUGCCCUUCUUUGGAAAAAGAAGCCAAUUCAGGCCCUAAUUCAGUCAUGAUUGUCCUUGUCAUGCUGUUGAACAUCGGGUUGGCCAUUCUUUUUGUUCACUUUCUAACUUGAUUGGAAUAGGACAGCAGCCCAAUCCGGUGAAGUUCUUGGCAUUGGCUACUCCAUCUGUCCUAGCAGAGUGUGACUAAACUGGAAAUGUAUGGAGCUGCAUUUUUUUUUUUUUUUUUUUGAUGGAAGUCAACAGCUGCCCUACUAUUUUACCAUCUGACGUUUUUAGUAGUGAGCUGGGGAAACGACUGCCUGAGGAAUGCGGUCGGAGGAUUGUGUUGCUGUGGACAUGGUUCCAACAUUCACUCCUAUCUCAUUAGAAGAAAUAGGUAGCAGCAUCACUCACCAGUCUCUGCCAUGACCUGCUGCUUUAACAUCUCCUGGAAUGUUCUGGGAGAGAACGUACGUUUGCUUGUGCACGCACGACUCUGCUCAUUUUUGCUGUUGAUUUAAAUAUGCUGUAUACUCAUCUGCCACCUGCAGCCCUGGCCAGAAGAAAUACACAGGUUGCAUCUCAAGGAAAAGACACAACAAAAUGCUAGUGAAAAUGUGUGUGUUUUGAUAGCAAUAUAUCAUUUGUCAUGUCAUUUAUUCUUCCUAAACCUAUAAAAAGGCUACUUAUCUUUAAAAAAGGCUACUUUAUCUUCCUAAACCUAUAAAGAUAAGGCUACUUAUCUUUAAAAUCUGAAGGCCUUAUACCUUUCUAAGAAAUAAUUUCAUUUAAAAAUUUUUAACAUUACCAAGGUGAAAUAUGUAUGCACUUAGGAGGUGCUAAAGUUUAAAAGCUGAAAGACAACAGAAUUCUAAGAACUAUGGUCAAAAUGUUGCAUGGAUUGCAGUAAUCAGUGUUUAAAGGAUUCGGUUUCAUUGCUGACGUAGUUUACAACCAAGUAAAAUCUAGUCAGAGGCUAAUGUUAAUUCCCAUGAAAGUUAAGCAAGAUACUAUUAAUAACUGCUCUUCUUUUUCUUUUCUGUUCUUUUUUGUUUGUUUGUUUCCAACUUAAAAUUUUUGUCAGAUGUAUUCAGGUAGAGCAUAAAGCUUUGUUAAAUCACUGCUUCUCAAUUUUCUGCCUUUUGUGUUUUUUCAAAGUCCUUUUGUAACUUCAUUUUGAAUUUUAAAGGCCUAGACAUUUUUAUUUUAAAUAUUUGUCUUUUGCAGUCCUUUGUUAUUCUGACAUAUUCUGAGUUUUUGCUGUUUUAUAAUUUAUCCUUCAUUAUUCAAAAGCAUGCUUACUUAGAGAAACUUCAUGGUCUUUAUAAAAGUAAUUAUUUAAAAAGAAAUUGGGGAGGAUAGUACAUAAGUCUCUUUAAAACACUACAGUGUGGAAGGGGAGCGCUUCCUACAUGUUGUCACGAUUUGCAUGGUUUAAUCAGAUUCUUUUUACUUUGUUAAGCUACCUUUUCACUGCAGAAGAGUCAGCUCACAGAAUGCCACGUUAGCGCAGGUGUGGACUGCAUGCUGUGUCAGCUGCAGGGCAGUAACCCAGUGGUGUUUUUACAAAAGUACAAUAUGUUGAGAAUCCUGGGUGUGACCAAUAUGGAACAAAGAAGGCAGAAAGAGAGCAAAUGAAAAAUUACAACUUGUAUAUUUAUUUUUUACAUUUUGCUUCGACUUUUCAAUUUAGAAAGUACAUUUUUACCCAAGAACAAACGUGUAAGUUCCUGUGUCGGCCUCAGUGCUCUCACUGCGCCUUCCCAACCCCAUAGCUCCUUAUGCUGGGAAAGCUGAUUUUUUUUUUUUAAAGAAAAUAAAAAUAUUUAAUCUUAUAAGUGUUUAUUUAAAUGUGUAAUAAUGCUUUGGAAAUAAUGGGUAACAGAUAACUAAAGGGUAUGUUUAUAAAGUGAGCAUGUUGGUUCCAUUUAUAAAUAAAUGUAUGAUUUAUAAGCUUUUUUAAAACAGCUCAAAUUGUUGGUAUUUUUCUAAAAUGUGCACAGCUGUAUUUUACAUGAAGGCUCUUUCUAAUGGGUUGUUAUACUGUACUCUACAUUUUGGACAGCAUAUGAAGUCUGCCAAUGUACUUAAUAAAACAUGACUUUGUUUAUUUAAAGUUUCUUGCUGUGAAAAAGAACUCCCUACCUGUGAGUUCCUUUAUUUAUAAUCCUUGAAACCAAAAUGUAUAAUGUACAGUUUUCACAACUGUAUGCUCUAAAAAAAAAAGUUGGUUAU